AUGGCAAAAUAUCAUUCAAAUACUACUACUACUACUACUACUACUACUACUACUACUACUACUACUACUACUACUACUACUACUACUACUACUACUACUACUACUACUACUACUACUACUACUACUACUACUACUACUACUACUACUACUACUACUACUACUACUACUACUACUACUACUACUACUACUACUACUACUACUACUACUACUACUACUACUACUACUACUACUACUACUACUACUACUACUACUACUACUACUACUACUACUACUACUACUACUACUACUACUACUACUACUACUACUACUACUACUACUACUACUACUACUACUACUACUACUACUACUACUACUACUACUACUACUACUACUACUACUACUACUACUACUACUACUACUACUACUACUACUACUACUACUACUACUACUACUACUACUACUACUACUACUACUACUACUACUACUACUACUACUACUACUACUACUACUACUACUACUACUACUACUACUACUACUACACUGAAAAUCUAUGAACGCCAUACUAACAAAUGGCAAUUCAGUCAAACAAUUAUGAAUAAAAUCGUUAUCACGACUGUUUUGACCUAA
This is a messenger RNA of Schistosoma margrebowiei, 606 nucleotides long. The record is from the annotation of a GenBank genome assembly. Lineage: Eukaryota; Metazoa; Platyhelminthes; Trematoda; Strigeidida; Schistosomatidae.